Molecule: messenger RNA, 1711 nt
Organism: Sapajus apella (tufted capuchin)
Lineage: Eukaryota; Metazoa; Chordata; Mammalia; Primates; Cebidae
Product: zinc finger protein 100-like
Exons: 1
Biological process (GO): negative regulation of transcription by RNA polymerase II
Molecular function (GO): DNA-binding transcription repressor activity, RNA polymerase II-specific
Source: RefSeq, a predicted model, not a curated record
CCUCCCAGACUGGUCUCAAACGUCUGGCCUUAGGUGAUCCACCCACCUCAGCUUCCCAAAGUGCUACGAUUACAGCUGUGAACCACCACACUCAGCCAUUUAUGUUUCUUCUUAAUAACCAAUAAUCACUUUUUACGAUUGCUUUAUGUCUGUGGUACCACAGUCUUUCUGUUGCUAUAGAACUUACCUUCUGUCUCAGCAGACUCAAAUUGUCAUUUGAAAGAAUACCACAAUUUCAGAACUUGAUGUAAUGAGAGACAGCAACUGGUGUCUGUAAAAUAUUGUAUGAUUCAGAAAUAAAAAUAUAUAAGGCAGAAUUUUACUUGUUAUUUAAGAAGGAAACCAGCAGUUGGCAAUUUAUUUCAAGUCACUAUGUGAUAUUGGGAAGCAGGAAGAUCUGUGUUGGGUAAAUAUAAGAAACUUUUGUUCUAUGUGGCUCUUUGCAUUAAGCUCACCUGGUGCGUAGCACACAAUUUAUUUUUUUACAAAUGUAAUUUGGUCUGUAUGUCUCUAUUACCUUUAUAUGUCUUUGAAAAAAUUUGAGCCUGUAAAAGUUUGCUAUGCCACCUUGUUAUGUAGUUUGUAUAAUUUUAUAGGUAAGACUUGUGUAUUAAUCUGAGUAGAGUAAGCAGAGCAAUUUUUUUUUCUUUCAGUUGCAUGUUCUUAUUUUGCCCAAGAUCUUUGGCCAAAGCAGGGCAUAAAUAAUCAUUUCCAAAAAGUGAUACUGAGAAGAUAUAAAAAAUGUGGACGUGAAAAUUGGCUGUUAAGAAAAUGUUGUCAAAGCACGGAUGAGUGUAAGGUGCACAAAGAAUGUUCCAAUGGACUUAAUCAGGUUUUGACAACUACGCAGAGCAAAAGAUUUCAGCGCAACAAAUCUGCGAAAGUCAUUCAUAAAUAUUCAAAUUCAAACAGAUAUAAGAUAAGACAAAGUGAAAAGGAACCUUUGAAAUGUAAGGAAUAUAAAAUGUCAUUUUGCACACUUUCACACUUAGCUGAACAUAAAAGAAUUUAUACCAGAGAACGACCCUACAAAUUUAAAGAAUGUGGUAAAGCCUAUAACGAGGCCUCAAACAUUUUUACGUAUAAAAAAAUUCAUACUGGAGAGAAACCCUACAAAUAUGAAGAAUGUGGACAAACUUUUAACCAGUUCUUACACCUUACUACACGUAAGAGAAUUCAUACUGGAGAGAAACCCCACAAAUGUGAGGAAUGUGGCAAAGCUUUUAAGUACUUCUCAGACCUUACUAGACAUAAGAUCAUUCAUACUGAAGAGAAACCCUACAAAUGUGAGGAAUGUGGCAAAGCUUUUAACAACUCCUCAACCCUUACUGGACAUAAGAUCAUUCAUACUGGAGAGAAACCCUACAAAUGUGAGGAAUGUGGUAAAGCUUUUAACCAUUCCUCAAGCCUUGCUAGACAUAAGAGAAUUCAUACUGGAGAGAAACCUUACAAAUGUGAGGAAUGUGGCAAAGCUUUUAACCACUCUUCAAUCCUUUCUAGACAUAAGUUAAUUCAUACUGAAGAGAAACCCUACAAAUGUGAGGAGUGUGGCAAAACUUUUAGCCGGUACUCACAGCUUAGAAGUCAUAACAUAACUUCUUCUGGAGAGAAACACUACAAAUGUGAAGAAUGUGGUAAAUCUUUUAGGUGCUCCACAACCUUUAGUAAACAUAAGAAUAUUCAUACUGGAGAGAAAUCCUACAAAUGUGAA